Messenger RNA from Caenorhabditis auriculariae, 675 nucleotides. The record is from the annotation of a GenBank genome assembly. NCBI's taxonomy places the organism in Eukaryota, Metazoa, Nematoda, Chromadorea, Rhabditida, Rhabditidae.
AUGAGAUUAAAAUCCCAUGACAAGGCAAUCGAUUUGUGGGAAACAUUGGCCGUGAGCGAUAAAAUGGGCCAUCAAAUUCUGAUAUUCGUCGUCCUUUUGGCUUUUCCUGUCUUCAGCAAGGUAUUCCUUCAUAUUUCGGCUAUGUUUUCACAAUAAUAUUAUCUUCUAAGGUUCCAAAAAAGAUUUGAUCAAAGGCGCACGAUAAUUUUUGAAUUUUGAGAACCCUUGCCUCUUUGUUUUUCGAAAUAUUUCUGAAAUUUUCAAAAAAAUUUGACCAUUUUCAUCGAAAUUGAUUAUGUUUUCCUUAUAUUUAAAUUUAGUGAAAUUUUCAGUUCCAAUGGCUUUCGGAAAAGAUAGCGACCCCGCGUUCUACGAUUCUCCUUCCACAGAAAUGCUACUUUUCUUCGGGGCCGGUUUUCUCAUAUUACUGCUCCUACGCCUCGCCGAAUCUCACAUGGGUGAGUAAUUUUCGACGAAACCAAGACAAUUAAAUAAUUCCAGCCGAAAAAAGAAUCCCUGGCCACACAGUUAUCGCGUGCUGAACGUCUGGUGCAGAGAAUCAAAGAUUUGGAGAAAAAUAAUAAACUUGUUGAGCGAAUCCUCAAUGAUACCAAUGUGCACAUUAAAGAGCAAGAAAAACAGCUCGGGGCCAUUUCGAAACUCCUCGGACAAUGA